Molecule: messenger RNA, 2192 nt
Organism: Branchiostoma belcheri (Belcher's lancelet)
Lineage: Eukaryota; Metazoa; Chordata; Leptocardii; Amphioxiformes; Branchiostomatidae
Product: cell division cycle 7-related protein kinase-like
Exons: 2
Coding region: 60-1670 (536 amino acids)
Biological process (GO): protein phosphorylation; mitotic DNA damage checkpoint signaling
Cellular component (GO): nucleus
Molecular function (GO): ATP binding; protein serine/threonine kinase activity
Source: RefSeq, a predicted model, not a curated record
AAUUCUGUUGUGUGUUUGCCGCCAAGAGAUUGCCUGGCUCUGCUCGAGUCACGAAGACUAUGAGUACCACACCAGAAGUAAAGCUGCCGGUUGUAGACAUCAAGGAUGAGGAAACAGAGGAAAGAAAGAAGAUGAAGAAGCAGGUGAAGCUGUCCCUGGCCGAGGAGACCCGGAGCUGGGCCCUGAACCAGGAGGUGUCCCGGCUACUGGAACAGAUCCCGCAGAUCAACGACUCUUUCUCCAUCGUGAGGAAGAUUGGGGAAGGUACAUUCAGCAGCGUGUACCUGGCCACGCUCAAGCAGAUGCCCCGGCUGAAAAGGCACUUUGCCCUCAAACACAUCAUCCCCACCAGCCAUCCCGACAGGAUGGAGACAGAGCUGCACUGCCUGCAGGAGAUCGGGGGGAAAGACAAUGUCAUGGGCAUGCUGUUUGCUGUGAGGGGAGAAGACAGCUUUGUGGUGGGCAUGCCCUACUUCCCACACGAGAGCUUCCACGAGUACCUGCCAAAGAUGAGUUUGAACGAGGUCAGACAUUACAUGGAGAACCUCUUGAUUGCACUGCGGCAGGUUCAUCAGUUUGGGAUCAUACAUCGCGAUGUCAAGCCCAGCAACUUCUUGUACAGCCGCAUGGAGAAGAAAUACAGCCUUGUUGAUUUUGGCCUGGCCCAGCCAGAACAGAAGACAUCAGACAAGCACCCUGCACCAGUGAAAAGAAGUCGUCCAGAGUCUGCAGUCUCGUCCUCACCAGCCAAGAAGAAGGCCCGCACUAGUGGUAGUAAGAGGGAAAAUGCUGCACAACUGGCCCCGCUACCCAAUUCAUCUGUUCUUGCACCAAAGCAGAGGGAUAUUAAUGUCCUGCACGAAAAGCAGACAGCUAGGGCCAACCUCCCAAAUGCAAAGCUAAAAGCUAGUGCUCUGCUGAAGAAGGCAGCUCUCAAACAGUGCCAAAACUCUUCCUUGAUGGCCCUCACAGCAAAAACGGCGGGUCAGCAACAGAAGAUGAGAAUCACAGUGAAGGACAGGACACGACAGAAAGCGUCUCAGCCUGCUUGUUCCUGCUCAGGUACACCUGACAUCUGCCGACUCUGCACAUCCAGACACCACCAGGUCGCUCCACGUGCCGGCACCCCGGGUUUCAGGGCCCCAGAAGUGCUCCUGAAGUGUCCGAAACAGACAACAUCAGUGGACAUCUGGUCUGCUGGAGUCAUCUUCUUGUCUCUUCUCAGCGGGCGCUACCCCUUUUUCCGAGCCAAAGAUGACAUGCAGGCCCUUGCACAGAUCAUAGCCCUCAUGGGAAGCCGGGAGGUGGCUAGCGCAGCCAAAGCCUAUCAUAAAGACUUGUAUGUUACUCCAACCAUCCCACCUAUGGACUUAAAGGACACAUGCUUGAGACUGCGCCUUGGCAGCAGGAUGUAUCAAGACAGCAAAGGUUCUCCCAGCCAAUCUCUGACUGGCGGUCGCAGGAGCUCACCCAACCAGAACAGACAUAAGUCUAGCCCUGCUCCUACAAAACAGGCAGAGGGGCUGGCAAGAGGGAAGAAGAAUAAGGGCUGGGACAACGUGCCUGACUCUGCAUUCGACUUGCUAGAGAAGCUGUUGGACCUGAACCCCGAUACACGCAUCACUGCAGAAGCAGCCCUCAGUCACGGCUUCUUUUCAAACAGUAGCUAAAGACUUUGUCUUGGUGGUGACCAUAAAAUUUCUCACUGCUGAGGCUGUGCUUCACCUUGACACCAGAUGUCUAUCUGUUAGCCUUUCAUGUUUAUGUAUUUAUGAUGUGCAAGUUGUCACACUUCUCAUAUUAGUGUAUAAUGUUGUUACUGGGUUGCUUGUAUUGUUUGAGCCUUAGUGCUAUCUUAGUUUACCAGUCUAACUAGGAUGGCCUACAGGCUACAAAUGUUGAUCCGAAAUGAGCAAUUUUUAUCAAAUUUUAGUAGCUAACAAUGUAUUUAACAUGCAUUUUAAUUUGUCUGUGUGAAAGAAUAUGCUUUCAUCUUUUAUGCCAGAGCAUUUGUUUUUUUAUCAUGUGCUGAACAUUAUGUUCACUGUUCUGUCUACAUUGGUUUUAAGAAUCUACCUACUUUUAGGAAAUCUUUGACACUGCAAGUACCAUAUGUUAUUGAUGAACUGAACAACUAUGUGCAGAGGUAAAGCAAAUAACAUUGAUUGAGGAAAAGUAAAGGUUUUUGACUA